AUGUCGAGAAAGGCCUCUCCGACUGGAUCCGGAUUAAGCUCCAACGUAGGAGCAAUAAAUCGCCUCUUCUCAGCUGGCGCCAGUCGUAGCGCACCCGAGGACCACGGGAUUCCUUUAUCCAACGACGCUGUGGUCACCGAAUUCAGCAACCUGGCCAUCGUGAACAACGCAGGACGCGGAGCGAAUGAGCCGGCGCGGUCGGUGGCGAGUGCACAGGGCAACGCAGCAGUGGUAACAGGAGUGUCUUCCCCUCCUCCUCCCCAGGUAACAGAUGAUGAUAAUCAUAGUACGAAGGGCCAACAGUUAGGGACCAAGCGUAAGGAAGGAGCUAGUUAUACUGUUACGAAUAAUCCAGUCCGGUCUGUAAAUACGGAUAUAUACAGAAAACCCGUCGCGCGCGGAAAUCCUAAUCUUCGCGUUCGAAUAACACGGUUCAGUCACUGUGAAAUGUGUAACGAACGAGAUACGAGUAGCAUGGUACAGUGCGAUAAUUGUGAUUUGUGGUAUCAUUCCUCAUGUGUGGAAGUAACUGGAGGAAUUGCGGAUCGAAGUUGGGUCUGUCCGGCGUGUGGUAUUCCCGAGAUCGAGCAGCGUAGUACUGAUCUACUGAAAACAGUUCCUGUAGACCCACCCCUAAGGCUGGAGAACUCGCGGAAGUCUAUCGGUAAGGCAAGCAGCAAUCGCAGCAAUCAACGAAAAGUCGCCUUGCGGCUACAGAUGCUGGAGGAGCAGAAGCAGUUGGAGCAACGGUUUUUGGAAGAAAAAUACCGAAUACUAGACGAAGAGGAGGGUGACUGCGAAACUGUGGUUAGCGAAGAGGAUGUAAGAUCGAUGGAAAUGUCCAAGGUCCAAGGAUGGCUGGUAGACACCAGCAAAUAUGGUGAGGAUUCCGGUUUGGUCGAAGGAGACGGAUCCGAACUACAAGAGCAACGACCUGGUCUGAAUCAACGACCUGCGUAUGCAGGACUCAUCGAACCACGUUCGACGCUACCAUUCAAUCCCAAUCAGCGAUCGACGCCUCGUCAGCAGAGUCUCGGAGUGGAGCGGACUAGAAACAACAAUUUACUCCGAGAAUCGAUUCCCGUAUCGCAAAGUAUGUUUUACCAACCUUCAUCGCAAGUACCGCAAACUACGUUCCGUCAUCCAUCAUCGAACGUAGAAUUCCUUCACCGGAACCGUCAACCUGGUACAGCAGUCCAGUUUCGUCAGCCCCUUGAUAAUCAGCAUGCAGGUCCAGUUCCGGUACUUCAAUACACGCGACGAGGUCAUCCAUCGGCCCCAAUAGAACAGUUUCAGCCAGCCACUGGGGGCUAUCAAGUGCCUCGAAUGGAUCCAGCACCUCAUUUCUCUAGACACCAGGAAUCCAAUCUUCGAGACGUGGAAGACAACGUUUGCAUACUCAACCGAAGUCAGUUGGCAGCUCGCCAAGCCGUAUCCAAAGAAUUACCGGAGUUCUAUGGAAAUCCAGAGGAUUGGCCGUUAUUUUUCUCCAUGUAUAACUCCUCUACGCAGAUGUGCGGUUUUUCUAACGAGGAGAAUAUGCUUAGACUCCGAAAAUGCCUGAGGGGAAAAGCUCUUGAAGCAGUGCGAUGCCGACUGCUACAUCCUUCUAACGUUAACAGCGUAAUUUCCACCUUGAAGAUGUUGUACGGGAGACCGGAAGCCAUCGUGCAAUCAGCAAUCCGGAAAGUCCGGUCAUUGCCGUCACCGCAAGUAGAGCGGCUCGAUACAGUGGUAAACUUCGCACUAACAGUCGAAAAUUUGGUGGCCACAAUCGAAGCAUGCGGAAUCGAGGAUUUCGUGUAUAACGCUUCUUUGAAAUUUGAACUGGUAGAUCGACUACCUCCUGGACUGAAGUUGGAUUGGGCGAAGCAUUCCAGAAAUAUCCCAUCACCCAAUCUAUUGGAUUUCAGCGGAUGGCUGUAUUCGAUUGCUGAGGAUGCUAGCGCAGUAAUGCAGACUUCGGUUGGCGGAAGCAGAGGCCGUGGGACGAAAGAUGGAUUUGUGAAUAUUCACGCUGAAACUGAACACUCAGGAGAAACGCGAAGCGAACCCACGAUACAAGGAUCAUCUUCAGUAGCUGUACAGGAUUGCUUCGUGUGUAAAGGUAGAUGUCCAUCAAUCGUCAAAUGCAAACGUUUUGGGGAGUUGAGCCUGGAUGCGAAGUGGGCCGUUGUUCGCGACGCAAAACUGUGCCGUAAAUGCUUACGAAGGCACAAUGGAUCCUGUAGGCAACAAAAACCUUGCGAAGUCAACGGCUGUACGUUUUUGCAUCAUCCGCUACUGCAUAAUAAAUUGCAGGAUACAGAAAAGGUGCAAUCAGACCGAGCAUCGCCGAGUACCAUCGGAAGCUGCAACGUUCAUCAGGUUCAAACCAGUGAAGUUUUAUUCCGUAUUGUUCCGGUGCAGCUGCAUGGGCCAUCGAAAGUUAUUCAGACAUACGCGUUCAUUGACGAUGGCUCGGAACUAACGCUACUGGAGGACAGUUUAGCACAGGAACUUGGAGUAAAAGGACCUCGAACAUCGUUGUGCUUGAAGUGGACGGGAGGAACCAAGAGAGUGGAAGCUGAAUCGCAAAUAGUUGAUGUGGGAAUAUCGUCGACCGGAAAAUCGGAUCAGCCAUACAGGAUGACCAAAGUCCACACGAUACAAAAUCUGCAACUUCGACCUCAGACCUUAGUGCUCACCGAAUUGCUGCAGCGUUUCAAGCAUUUGAAAGGAUUACCGAUCGAAUCAUACACUAAUGUGUGUCCCCGCAUCCUGAUUGGCCUGGACAAUGCUACACUGGGACAUGUAAUGCAAGGACGGGAAGGAAAGUCCUGUGAACCAAUAGCGGUUAAGACUCGGUUAGGAUGGAUCGUAUAUGGAAGUUGUUCGCGAACACAGCAAGACAUUAGCUACGUGAACGUGCAUGCUAUUGAGGUAUGCGAAUGCAACAGAGUCUCGGACGAUGAUCUUCACACUGCCAUGAAGGAAUACUUCGCUUUGGACAGCCUCGGGAUCGCGAAGCCCAGUAAGAUCCUACGGUCUGCAGAGGACGAGCGAGCAAUGGCGAUUCUGGAAAAGCAAACUAACCGGAAGGAAGACCGGUAUGAAUCGGGGUUGCUCUGGAAGUACGAUGAUGUUCGCUUUCCAAACAGCACAGGGAUGGCUUUCAGAAGAUGGCAGUGUUUGGAUCGACGAAUGAAACGCGAUAAAACGUUUUCGGAAACAAUUCAAUUGAAAAUGACUGAUUAUGUGAAUAAGGGAUACGUGCGCAAGUUAACGGACGCAGAACUAAAUACACGGAAGGCUUUGGAGUGGUAUAUGCCUGUUUUUCCGGUAACGAAUCCCAAUAAACCGGGGAAGGUAAGACUGGUGUGGGACGCAGCUGCCGCUGAGUAUGGCGUUUCUCUCAACUCGCUGUUACUCAAGGGUCCGGACCUCUUGACGUCCCUCCUCACCGUUCUCGUGCAGUUUCGACAAUUCCGAAUUGCUGUUUGCGGGGACAUUCGGGAGAUGUACCUGCAGAUUCUAUUGAAACAGGAUGUUCGAUUGUGUUUUUUCUGGAAAGACAGUGAAGACGACGAAACCCCUAGUGUGUACACGAUGUUGGUGUUGCCAUUUGGAGUGUCAUGUGCCCCAACCAUUGCGCAAUAUGUGAAAAACACCAACGCUCAGCGGUUCACCAAGGAGCAUCCUGCGGCGGUCCAUGCUAUCGUCGACCAACAUUACGUUGACGAUAUGCUUAUGAGUACUGAAACUGAACAAGAAGCGAUUGACCUGGCAAGAAACGUCAAGAAGAUCCAUGCUGAAGUCGGCUUCGAGAUGAGAAACUGGGUCUCUAAUUGUCCGCAAGUUUUGAAAGCGCUAGAAGAGCCACAAACGAAGGAGAAAAGCCUUAACCUGGAAGAUGGUGUGGUAACCGAAAAAGUAUUGGGAAUGUGGUGGAAUACGACCACCGAUUGUUUCUUCUUUAAGAUUUCACCACGGUAUGACCCGGAACUGAUGUCUGGACAACGAAGGCCCACGAAACGCGAAGUUUUACGAACCUUGAUGAUGAUCUUUGAUCCCUUGGGGCUUAUUGGUCAUUUUUUGAUGUACCUGAAAGGAGUACUGCAAGAAAUCUGGCGUACUUCUGUCGGGUGGGAUGAGGUAAUCGAAGAAAAGCAUUUCAGAAUGUGGAUGGAGUGGCUCAACGUUCUUCCAGAGGUGGCGAAGGUAAAAAUACCGCGAUGCUUCAGGGCUACUACAUCUAUCGAAAGCUCAAACGAAAUACAGUUGCACGUUUUUGUUGACGCUAGCGAGAAGGGGUUUGCAGCAGUGGCUUAUCUUCGAUUUCAGGAGAGACAGACAAUUGAAACAGCGUUAGUGGGAUCGAAAACUCGUGUUGCACCGAUCAAGUUCCUAUCGAUCCCACGCUCAGAGCUUCAGGCCAGCGUCAUCGGAGUAAGAUUAGCGAACAGCAUACAGCAAUCUCUCACUAUCAAGGUAAACCGGCGUUUCUUCUGGACUGAUUCAACGGAUGUUAUCAGUUGGCUUCAAUCUGACCAUCGGCGAUACAGCCAAUUCGUCGCGUUUCGUGUAAGCGAAAUAUUGGAAACAUCUGAUGUUAGAGAAUGGCAAUGGAUACAAACGAAACAAAACGUCGCAGAUGAAGGAACCAAGUGGAAACGAGUUCCAGACAUGAGCGGAUCCAGCCGGUGGUUGAACGGGCCGGAUUUUUUGGGCAAACCGGAAGCAGAAUGGCCCAUCCAGCAUCAAACUGCUGGAGCAACUGUAGAAGAAUUACGUCCUCAUCUGCUAGUGCAUAUUGCGUCAUCUGAAGCAAUCAUCGAUCCUCAUAGAUUCUCCAAAUGGACCGAACUGCUACGCCGUAUGGCCUACGUGUUCCGUAUUGUCAAAAAUACAAGGAUUUCCAAACAGGAGAGGAGCUUUGGGCCUUUGACGUCAUCGGAGUUGGCUGAAGCUGAAAACUAUUUCUAUCGGCUUGCUCAACGGAGUGUCUUCGCCGAUGAAGUAGCAGUUUUGUUAGACAGAAGAAUGUCGGAAAACUCCAAGCUUGCCAUUCCAAAGAGCAGCUCAAUACACAACCUUUGUCCGUUCCUAGAUAAAGAUGAUGUACUACGCGUACGUGGUAGGACCGGAGAGUGUCGGUUUAUCAAUCAGGAGACUGUCAACCCCAUUAUCCUUCCGAAGGCUCAUCACGUCACUUGUCUAGUUGUGUCUCAUUAUCACAGGAGAUACCAUCACCAAAACCAUAAUGUCACCAUCAACGAACUGCGACUAAAAUUUAGUAUUCCCCAACUGAAGGCUACAUAUAACAGGAUCCGCCGAGACUGCCAGCAGUGUAAGAACGACUCUGCUCGGCCACAACCGCCGGCCAUGGGGGAUUUACCCUUACCUCGAUUAGCUGCUUACGCUCGUCCUUUCACGUACAUGGGAGUGGACUACUUCGGCCCCUAUGUGAUCAUUCUGGGACGUCGUUUAGAAAAGCGGUGGGUACUUCUGGCCACCUGCCUCACCACUCGAGCCGUUCACUUGCAAAUAGUUCACUCUAUGACCACCGAUUCAUGUAUAAUGGCUCUCAGGAACGUCAUGGCCAGGAGAGGUGUUCCGGCGGUUAUUUACAGCGAUCACGGGACAAAUUUUCAAGGCGCCAGCAAAGAAUUAGAGGAAGCUAUGGAGAACCUGGACCGAGCGAGGUUCGAAACCGAGUUUACAACUUCUCAUACGUCCUGGAAAUUCAUCCCACCGGCUUCGCCGCAUAUGGGCGGCGCAUGGGAGCGCCUCGUGCGUAUCGUGAAGCAGAACCUUGCUAAACUAAAACCGAGCAGGACGAUGUCACAUGAAGUCCUGGAAAACAUGUUGACGGAGGUCGAGAAUGUGGUCAAUUCGCACCCGAUGACCAAUCUACCGUUGGACGACGACCAGUCGCCAGUAUUAACCCCAAACCAUUUCUUACUGGGUUCUAGCAAUGGAUUGCGAUCGUGGGUACCUUUCAGUGACAGUUCGGAAUUGUUGAAAAAUUCUUGGAAAGUUUCGCAGAGCCUGGCCAACCAGUUUUGGAGGCAAUGGCUACGAGAUUACUUGCCGUAUAUUACCCGACGCACGAAAUGGUUCACAGAUGUGGAACCGAUUAGAGUCAACGAUCUGGUUGUCAUCGUAGACCCAAAACUUCCACGGAAUACCUGGCCGAAAGGCCGCGUUAUUGGCGUCAAACAAGGACCAGAUAACCAAGUGAGGAGUGCCACCGUGCAGACUUCCCAAGGUAUUUAUGAGCGGCCCGCAGUGAAGCUCGCCGUGCUCGACGUAGGCGUUAGAACCAAUGCAGCCCUGAACGACCGCAUUCGGGGGGGAGUGUUGGGUACGCUACAUCAACGCCCGUCGAACACCAUAUGCCCCACUCCAGCUAUAGCUGAUUUGCCACACCCAGCACCUACGGAGAGGAUCGUUCGAAGUUGA
This is a messenger RNA of Aedes albopictus (Asian tiger mosquito), 6444 nucleotides long. RefSeq lists its product as uncharacterized. Gene Ontology annotation, biological process: DNA integration. The record is from RefSeq and is a predicted model, not a curated record. Gene Ontology annotation, molecular function: nucleic acid binding. NCBI's taxonomy places the organism in Eukaryota, Metazoa, Arthropoda, Insecta, Diptera, Culicidae. The coding region runs from base 1 to 6444 and encodes 2147 amino acids. The transcript has a single exon.